AUGAACUUGUAGUGGAAUCCUUAUUUCAAUCCAAAAGAAAAUGUUUAGCAGUUAAAUGUAUCAAUCUAUAUUAAUACAGAAUCUAUCGUUUAUGAGAUUUGAUGAAAAUUUACAAUAACCAUUAUACAAUAAAUAGAUUCAAUUUCAUAAAAAAAUAUAGAUUUAAGUAAAUUUAAUUUAUAGUUUAGCCAACAUUCUAACCUGAUAAUAUAAAAUAUAAGAGAAAUAAAAAACAAUCAAGUUGUGUACCAUUUUAAUUAAAUGUACCUCAAUAAACUUCUAAUCAAACUUUAACAAAAGUAGCAUAAUUAAGUUUAAAACCUAUAUUCAGUAAACCAAAAUGCAUAGAAAAUAAUACAUAAAAUGAGAAUCUGAAGGGAUCAGCAAUAUGGGAGAGAAAAGAUUUUCAAAAUUAACAAAUAACAUUUGAGUCUUUCUUAAAAGAGUAAAAUUUAUCUAGAAAUAAUUCAAUUGAGCAUAAUAACAAUAAUAAAUCUCUUUUUAAAAAGAAUCAUCGUUAAUACAGUCAUGUUGUUUAAGGUAAUUCUGGAGCUUAUUUUAUGAUUUCUAAUAUACCUUAAAAUAAUACUAAUACAAAUACAACUAAUUCAUAUUAUUCUAAUUGUGAAAAGUAAGGAUUUAUAUUUUAUAUUUGUAGUUGUAAUUCUUAAAGAGAAGAAAGAAAAAUUGAAAAAAUAAAUGUUCCUAAAUUUUUUAUUCCAGAAGAUAAUUCUAAUUUAUUUAGUGAGAGAACAAUAAAAAAAUAAAGUCCUAAUAAUUUAAUUAAACAUAAAAAAAAUACUAGAUGUAUUUCUAUGGGAGAAUAAAAACAAAUAGGACUUACACUAGAAUGUGAUGAAUCAAGUAUUACAAUUCUAAGUGAUAAUGCUAAUACAUUAUUACCUAAUCCUACAAAUUCUAAAAAUAAUAAUAUUUCACAAAAUGAAAAUACAAUUAAUCAAACUUCUUAAAUAGGAGGAUUUUCUUAAGAAACUUUAUAAGUUUUAAUGCUUUAAGAAAUUGAAUAUGCUCCUAAUAGUGAUUAUCUUUAAUCAAUAUAAACUUAAAUCACUCCAUUGAUGAGAGCAAUUUUAAUGGAUUGGAUGAUUGAAGUUUGUUCUGUUUAUCUUAUGAAGAGAGAUACAUAUUAUUUAGCUAUUGCUUAUGUUGAUAGCUAUUUAUCUAAAAAAAUAAUAACAAAACCAGAAUUAUAAUUAUUAGGUACUGCUUCUAUGUUAAUAGCAUCUAAAAUGGAGGUAUAAUUAUUAAUUAUUAUAUUUUAAAGGAAGUUGAAGCAAAAAAUCCAAAAGAUUUUGAAAAAGCAAGUAAUUAUGGUUAUUCUUUGAAUAAAAUAUAUGAAAUGGAAAAGGAAAUUUGUAGAAUUUUAUAAUGGCAUUUAAAUGUUCCAACUAUUAAUCUUUGGAUUGAAUUUUAUACAAAUCAAUGGGAUAAUUUUAUUAUAGAUGAUAUUCAUAAAAAGUUUAGAGCAAAUAAUAAUUCUUCAUUUAAAAGUAUUAAUUUAAUACUAUAAAUAAGUUAUGUUAAAAUUGUAGGGAUAUAUUGAUUGUUGUUAUCUUGAUAUUGAAACUCUAAGUUAUAAAUCAAGAAAAAUUGUGGCCUCUUUUAUGUAUCUUGUUUUGGCUUUAGAAUAUGAAUAAUUUACAAAAGAGUAUAUUUAUUAUGAAAUUCCUAAGACUAGCAAAUUUAUCCUUGUUGAUUGUAAAUAUCUUUUGUAAUCACUAGCUUAGAAAUCAUUCAACAAAAUAUUUACAGAAUUUGCUUAAAUCAGUUUCGGAUUCAAUCUUGUGGAUUUGAUAGACAGUAUUAAAUAUGCCUCAAAAUUUAUUAUGUUGGAUUUUAAAUACAGUGAUACAAUCCAAGACAAAAUAAAUAUUCAAGUAUUUAAUAUUAUCAAUUCUUAGAGACACGAAGAUUUACUCAUAUAUUAAAAAUAUAAUUAAACUGGACUCUCUUUCAUUAGAUAUAAACUCUAAAAAUGA
Molecule: messenger RNA, 2000 nt
Organism: Paramecium sonneborni
Lineage: Eukaryota; Ciliophora; Oligohymenophorea; Peniculida; Parameciidae
Source: the annotation of a GenBank genome assembly